CAGCCCAGGAUAAGUCACUCAAAACAUACAUACAUAGUCAUAGACAAGCAAAGGAAAGGUCCCCCUGUCCCUGUGGACGGACAGAUUAUUCAGCAUCUCAUCUCAUGUAUCACAUACUCAACACAUCACCAGCCAGGAUGAUGCGCAGCAACUAGCAAGGAAAGGAAACAGACACUUAUUGGUUUCCGAUUUGCUCAGUAUUUAUUUACAAAAAGGAUGCAGAAGCAUUCACGCACUACUCAGGGUAGGCAGAUUUUGUUUGCAUUCCUUCAUGGGUUCGUUCUUUUAUGCAUGAGCAUGAGCAUUCCUCUGGAAUCUGCAACUCUACCACCCAGGGCCAGUGGUAGUACUUUCGGAAAUGAAACUGAUCUCGCGGCGCUGCUGGACUUGAAGAAAAGAAUCACCCCUCUUCAUGUCAUGAGCUCAUGGAAUGAUUCCAUUCAUUUCUGCAGUUGGGUUGGUGUUACAUGCAACAAUUCCACCAAUAGAGUCAUCAUUUUGAAGCUCAAUUCUAAAAAUCUGGUAGGAUCCUUACCACCUUCAAUUGGAAAUCUUUCUCACCUUACUGGAAUCAACCUAGUGAACAACAGCUUUAGUGGUGAAAUUCCUCAAGAAAUGGGACGUCUUCAAAGCCUGCGCUCUCUAAACUUGUCUUACAACUCCUUCGGCGGGAAAAUUCCGACUAAUAUAUCUCACUGUACACAACUAAGCAUGCUGGAUCUUCAACAUAAUGAGAUUACUGGUUCCGUUCCAGAUCAACUGAGUUCAUUGAUGAGUUUAAAUCACCUGUGGCUUACUAUUAACAAUCUUACUGGAACCAUCCCAAAUUGGAUUGGAAACUUUUCAUCUUUGAAAAGCCUUUUGGGUCAAAACAAUUUUCAUGGAAGCAUACCUAAUGAGCUCGGGCGUCUGACAAGCUUGGAGAGUCUCGGACUUGAUUCGAAUAAUCUGUCUGGUAUGGUCCCUUCUUCAAUAUAUAAUAUUUCUUCCAUGUCCCUUUUCAGUGUUCUUGAUAACCAACUGCAUGGAGAGCUACCACCAAAUAUCGGCAUCAAUCUUCCUAAUCUCCAAUUAUUUGCCGGCGGUCUCAACAAAUUUACAGGAACUAUUCCUACAUCGUUUUCAAAUUCUUCUAGACUUCGGGCGCUUGAUUUGGGUUAUAAUGGUCUCGUUGGAACACUCCCUGCUGCAAAUCUUGGAAGGUUGCAAAGAUUAGUUUGGAUAAACUUUUCUCACAAUAGGCUAGAAAGUGGGAAAACUGGCAACUUAAAUUUUCUCAGCUUCUUGGCUAAUUGUACCAGCCUACAGUCGCUGGCUCUUAACAAUAAUCAUUUUGAAGGAGAAUUGCCAAGAUCCAUAGGCAACCUUUCUACCCAACUAAAUUCUCUUGUUUUAGGGAGAAAUUUGAUACGUGGAAGCAUCCCUGAUGACAUUGGAAAUCUUUUAAGCCUGAAUGUUAUUGGAAUGGAACAGAACUAUUUGAGUGGUAUUGUCCCUGAUGGAAUUGGGAAGCUUCAAAAGUUAGUGACCCUGAAUCUGCGUACUAACAGAUUUUCUGGGCUGAUACCGUCCUCCAUAGGCAACUUGACUUCAUUGACACUACUCUACAUGUAUGAAAAUAGGUUUGCGGGAAGUAUUCCUCCAAAUAUUGGGAAUUGCCAAAGUCUACUUGAACUUGACCUUUCUAACAACAAUAUGUCAGGCACCAUACCUAGAGAGCUUGUGGGGAUUUCAUCCCUUUCAAUUUCUUUGUACUUGUCUAACAAUUAUUUGACUGGUUCAUUACCAUCUGAAGUGGGUGAUUUGAUACAUCUUGUGGAGCUGGAUGUAUCAGGAAAUAAGUUAUCAAGUGAAAUCCCCACAACCCUUGGCCAUUGUAUUAUGUUGAUGCACUUGCGUCUGGAAGGUAAUGAAUUUGAAGGAACAAUUCCUCAAUCCCUUAAAAAUUUAAGAAGUUUGGAAGAAAUAGAUAUUUCACGCAACAACUUAUCAGGGCAGAUUCCAGAAUUUCUAGGCAAGUUUCCGUUUCUUCACUAUCUCAAUCUUUCUUAUAAUGAUUUUGAGGGUGAAUUGCCUAAAGAAGGGAUCUUUUCAAAUGCAAGUGGUCUCUCAGUUAUUGGAAACAAUAGGCUUUGUGGUGGCCUCCCAAAAUUGCGUCUACAUGCCUGCUCCAUCAAAAAGUCCCAUUCAUCUCAACGACUACUUGCCCCAAAGGUAGUCAUCCCUAUAGCUUGUGCACUUGCCUUCAUAAUCUCUCUGUCAUGCUUCAUUGUGGCUCGCUCAAAGGUGAAAAAGUCAAGAGGUGGGCCUGUAGGUUCACGUUCUUAUGAGGGUUGGAAAUCAAUCUCUUACUUAGAACUCGUUCAAUCAACUGGCGGUUUCUCUAUGGACAAUCUGAUUGGUUCAGGAAGUUUUGGUUCUGUUUACAAAGGAGUACUUCCUACUGAUGGGAGGGUAGUUGCUGUCAAGGUAUUCAACCUUCAACAACGAGGAGCUUCCAAGAGUUUCAUUGAUGAAUGCAAAGUUUUAAGAAGCAUACUACCACACCGUAAUCUUCUCAAGAUCAUAAGUGCAUGCUCGAGCAUUGAUAAUCAGGGUAAUAACUUCAAUAGUCUAAUUUUCGAGUUCAUGGAAAAUGGAAGUCUAGACUCAUGGUUGCAUCCAAGAGAUGAUGAUGAAUCUCAAAGUAAGAGAUUGAGCCUUAUCCGAAGGCUCAAUAUUGCAAUUGAUGUUGCUUCUGCAUUAGAUCAUCUCCACCACCUUUGUGAAACAACCAUUGUUCAUUGUGAUCUAAAGCCAAGCAAUCCAAGCAAUGUUCUUCUUGGUGAAGAUAUGGUAGCCCAUGUUGGUGACUUUGGUUUAGCAAGGUUCCUCUUGGAAGCAUCAGAUAGUUCCUCGCAAAGUCAAACCAUUUCUGCUGGGCUAAAGGGUUCCAUCUGUUACAUUCCUCCAGAAAACGGACUCUCACAAAUUCAUAUAGGACUCUCAUGCUCUGCAUUAUCGCCAUCAGAGCAAAUGCAAAUGAAUGUUGUUGUGAACAAAAUGAAGGCAACUAGAGACUCAUAUCUCAAUUUUAGAGGAAGAAGAAAAAGGAGCUAG
Prunus mume (Japanese apricot) is the source of this 3099-nucleotide messenger RNA. Lineage: Eukaryota; Viridiplantae; Streptophyta; Magnoliopsida; Rosales; Rosaceae. The record is from RefSeq and is a predicted model, not a curated record.